UCGCACCAUACAAAAUAAAAAAUAAAAAAAGAAUAAGUUAUCCGAAACAGACACACAGAAAGAAAGAAGAAAAUGGCGAUGUUAGCUUCACCAUCUGUGAAACUCUCGCUCCCAUUCCCUCUUUCUUCUUCCAAACCCAACCCUCGCAGGCCCUUCACCAUCCGAGCCACCGAGCCCGAAACCCCACUCUCCGGUUCGGACCCAUCCCAGCCCGAACCGGACCCUUCCGACGACGCCUUCGACGACCGCAUCAACCAGCUCCGCCUCCGGUACCGCAGCGGCACCGGUAAGAAGGCGGAGCUCCGAAAGAACAAAAAAUCAAAGAAAGGAACCUCCGGAUCCGGGUCGGGCAUGUACCUGCCGCCGGUGCCGCUGAAGGAACCGGUUUCCGGCGGCGUGAAGGUGGAGCUCGGGUUCAGCCAGUACAGCGAGCGAUUGAACGGUCGCAUUGCGAUUCUAGGUCUGGCGGCGCUGGUGCUGGUGGAGCUCGCGACGGGGAAGGGUGUCAUUAACUACCACACGCCGGCUAUUAUUCUGAUUCAGAUCUAUUUCGUGGCUGCGGUUGGAGCUGUCUUUGUUAAGUAUGAGAAGGAGAAGAUCAGCGUUUGGCCCCAAACUGAUUCUUCAACUAACAAAUAAAGAAAUGACUUUCAACUACCAGUUAUUGCUUGUGGAGCUGAACGUGCUUCUAUCUUUGGCUAAUAUAUUGUAAAUUAUUACUGUUGAAAGGAAUGUUGCUUUUUGGGUAUGAUAUGAUACUACUCAUACUUGUUUGAGAUUGAGAGGGUGCGCUUGGUUUAGCAUUUCAAUCCGUUGGCACGUGUUCUGAUGUACUAUUUUGUGAGAAGCAACAAAUUGUUAUUUCUCCUUCAAAAUACACUUCAAUAGAAAAACAAACACACUAAGAAAUUGAAAUUCAA
Molecule: messenger RNA, 920 nt
Organism: Glycine soja
Lineage: Eukaryota; Viridiplantae; Streptophyta; Magnoliopsida; Fabales; Fabaceae
Exons: 1
Coding region: 73-639 (188 amino acids)
Source: RefSeq, a predicted model, not a curated record